Messenger RNA from Jatropha curcas, 2593 nucleotides. Lineage: Eukaryota; Viridiplantae; Streptophyta; Magnoliopsida; Malpighiales; Euphorbiaceae. The record is from RefSeq and is a predicted model, not a curated record.
AUGGUUUCGAUAAGGGUUGUUUCCGCUUUAUACCCGCUCGCUUUAUACCCGCUCCCAUCAAUAGUGACUGGAGUAGAGGAGCUGGUAAGAGAUGGUCCACAAGAAAUUGAGAAAUUGCGUUGUAAAGACCUUUCCAACUAUGAAUUUGUACGGAAGGUGGCUAACAUUUUAGAAGAUGCAGUUGCUCUAAGAGAUAAAGGAGAAUUCAAAGAAGUGGUUGAGAGGGUACUUCCAGAACCAGUAGUUGAAAGAAAUGAUAAACCAACAGUUGGCAUGGAAACGAUGUUAGAUGAUGUUUGGAGAUGGCUCACACAAGAUGAACAACUGGGCACUGUUGGCAUAUAUGGUAUGGGGGCUGUUGGCAAAACUACUCUCUUAAACCAAAUCAACAACAGGUUUGCUAGUACAACCCAUAAUUUUGAUGUUGUGAUUUGGGUGGUGGUGUCAAAAGAUUUGAAACCUGACAAGAUUCAAGAAGAUUUGAAACCUGACAAGAUUCAAGAAGAUAUUUGGAAAAAGAUUGGCUUUUUUGAUGAGAUGUGGGCAAAAAAAAACCCCAGUGAGAAAGCAGAGGAUAUAUUUUAUAUAUUGAGCAGAAAGAAGUUUGUGUUAUUUUUGGAUGACGUAUGGCAGAAGGUUGAUCUCAAAGGCAUAGGUGUUCCUCUGCCAAAAAGACCACAUGGGUCAAGGAUAGUAUUCACAACGCGUUCCUACAAAAUAUGCAGGCAAAUGGAAGCCGAAAAAAUGAUGAAAGUGAAGCCUCUGAAUCAAAGAGAAUCUUGGACCUUAUUCCAGGAGAAAGUUGGGGAUAUUUAUUCCCUCGGAAUAUCCUUUCCUCUAGCUGGAAGAUGUGUUGAGGAGUGGGUGGACUGCCACUGGCACUCACUCACAAUGGCACUCAUCACAAUUGGCCAUGCCAUGGCCGUUAUGCCUCAAGUUUACAAGGAAUGGAAGAUGAGGUGUUUCAAGAUAUAUAUGGAGGUUGACGUAUUUGCAAUUUUGAAGUUUAGUUAUGAUAGCCUACACAGUGAUAAAGUUAAAUCUUGCUUCUUAUACUGUUCCUUAUUCCCGGAGGACUUCAAAAUUCUCAACGAUGAUUUGGUACAUCAUUGGAUUUCUGAGAAUUUCUGUGCUCGAAAUGAAGGAUAUACUAUAAUUGGUUCACUUGUUCGAGUAUGCCUAUUGGAAGAAAAUGGAAAAUAUGUAAAAAUGCAUGAUGUGAUUCGUGACAUGGCUUUGUGGAUAGCAUGUAAAUAUGAAAAAGACAAGGAGAACAAGGAGAAGAUUUUUCGUGCAAGUCAAAGAAUGGGAAGGGAUCAAAAAGGAAGUCCGUUGAUGGCAACUCCUUUGUUGAUGGCAAACUCCUUUAAAAGUAUCCAAGAAGUUCCUAGAUGCGGGGAUCUUUCGACUUUAUUCCUUGGUCAUAAUAGGUUUUUGACGGAGAUCAGUGGUGAUUUCUUCCAGUAUAUGAAUUCGCUCACCGUUCUUGAUCUAUCAGAGACACGUAUAAAGAAAUUGCCUGAGGGAAUUUCAAAAUUAACCUCAUUGCAAUAUCUUAAUCUGCGUAGUACACAUAUAACGCGGUUACCAGUUGAGUUGAAGUUAUUGCAAAAGCUGAAAUAUUUGAACUUGGAGUGUAAUGGCUUCCUAGAAAGUAUUCCAAUGGAAGUCAUAUCUAGUUUGUCAUCAUCAUUGCAAACUUUGAAAAUGUACCAAGCUGGUAGUUAUUUGUAUAAUGAAAACUUGGCAGAUAACGUAUUGGGUGAAGGCAAUUUGCUAAUAAAGAAGCUACAAUCUCUGGAAAAUUUGAAUGAAUUAAGCCUCACAAUAAGAAGUGUUUCUGCGCUUCAGUUGUUUUCCAGCACCCAGACAUUACUCAACUGUACUCGAUCUCUACAGCUUGCAUGGUUCCAAGUUCAUCGAUCUCUUAGUGUUUCUUCAUUAGCAAAAUUGAGGCACCUAGAGAUCCUGAACAUAUUUGGUAAUCCUAAUUUAGAAGAGUUGAUCGUGGAUGUUAUGCUUGGUGAGAGUUCUACACAUCAUCAUACUAUCAGCAACUCAAUGGUCUCAGCUCCAGUAUGCUUCAAUAGCCUCCGGGAAGUGAUUGUAUUGCAAAACUUCAGACUGUGAGAGCUGACAUGGGUUGUUCUGAUCCCAAAUUUGGAAAUUUUGAUAGUGAGAUCCAAUGAGCAUAUGGAAGAAAUUGUAAGCGCUGAAAAGUUAAGUGAGGUUCAAGUUGGAAGUGAAAAUAUGAACCUAUUUUCAAAACUCCAAGUUCUUGAAUUGUCUAAUUUACCAGAACUGAAAUGCAUAUAUAGGAAUGCUCUGUCUUUUCCACUUUUGAACGAAAUACAAGUACGUGGAUGCCCAAAGCUGGAGAAUAUACCAGAAGCACUGCAAGGUUGUGACUGACGCAUAAGAACUAAUCUAAUGGAAACCUGUGCAAUAAAGAUUCAGAGGAUUUUGAUUUUUUUCUUUUUUUUUUUUUUCUGUUUGAGUUGUUUCCGCUUUGAUUGUAAUUCUGCAAUUGAGAUACAAUUGGUUGGACUUGAUUGUAAUUACAUUUGAAUUUGAUUUGUCAAUUUAGUGCUUC